Molecule: messenger RNA, 1494 nt
Organism: Laetiporus sulphureus 93-53
Lineage: Eukaryota; Fungi; Basidiomycota; Agaricomycetes; Polyporales; Laetiporaceae
Exons: 6
Coding region: 1-1494 (497 amino acids)
Source: RefSeq, a predicted model, not a curated record
AUGGCAUCCAUCAAGACGGACUUCUCCCAAUGGAGCAUCAACUUCCAGUUUCGAGUCGACGGUCUGAGCGAUCUGCUGAUCGCCCAAGACGGUCAAGACGUAUGCCGUAGCGUUUGUACAGAAACACUCGGAUAUGGUCUCUAUUUCAUGGUUUCUGGUAAGGAGGUCGACGGAAAGACGGCGUACGCCUUGUUCCUCUGUUCGAGCAAAUCUACCAUGACCAUGCGGGUCCUCCUGUGCAUCACUGCUUGCUCGCUCCAAAACGUCCCGUACUAUACCAAAUUCUUCGCAUGCAAUCUCAAGCCAGCAAGCAGCGGAGGCCGCAAUGUACUUUUGACAGCAGAGGUCUUCGAAGCAAACCCGACCAUGCAGGCCGAAAAUGCUGUAAUCAUAAAUGCCUUAUUGAUAAUAACACUCCCCCCAACAACUUUCCUGCCCAUUUGGUCAUCAAAUCUGCUGUACGACAGUGUAGUAGGCGGGACGCAGGAAAGGGCUCGGUAUCUCGCAUAUUCUGCUCGCACCAAGGCUGGCGAGAUGAUUAACUUUCGGACAACAUACGCUCCUAAGGACAUCCUGGUUCAAUCAUGCCCUGCAGUCUCGUCGUGGGAGGAAGGACUCAAGCUACUUGGCGGAUCCAUGGUGAUCCCGGGCGUGUCAUGGAAUCGUUGCCGCAUUGAGGCUGAUUCGUAUGCUCAAUACGACAGCGACUUUGAAGACGCCGAUAACAGCGAAGAUGAGGCUGAGGCCCGCGAUGAAUCGGAAGAUGAGGAAGAAGAUGAGGAGGAAGCCGAGCGUAAGAGGAUUAGGAGGAGAAAGGGCAAAAAGCGGCAAUCCACAUCUGGGAAUAUGCCGCGGCUCAAACGUACAAAAGUAGAGCCCGAGAGUGAAAAUAGACAAAUACUGAACGCCAGCCUCGAGGAAGUGAAACUGUCACUUCCUAUUGCGUCUUCUGCAGAUGGUCUUGCCUCAUCUUCUAACGCAGGCGAGACCAACGAGAACAAGGACAUCCUCUUCAAAGGAGUCGCAGCACGAACUUGGGAGGCAGUGCUGUUCUAUCUCUACAGCGGCGCAAUAACAUUCGCGCCUCUGAGCAGCAACUCAACCUCGGACUCGCGACGAGCCUUCAUACGCGAGCACCGCAAGGCCAACCCGAAGCAUCCCACUCCGCCGUCGUGCAAGUCCGCUUACCGGAUCGCCAAGAAGCUCGGACUGGAAGACCUCAAAAAGCGAGCGCUGGCCCAUUUGACAACCCAGCUUACUCUCGAGAACGUCCUCGAUGAGUUCUUCGGUGCAUUCACGGUCGAACACGAAGAGGUGAGGCAACUGGAGAUGUCCCACCUGAUGAAGUGUUGGGGCGAGCUGCAGAACCGUCCGGCUUUGUUGGCCAAGAUGAGCGACGUUGCGCGAGGAAAGUUGCCCCAUGCUGGGCCGCUCAUGGUGGAGUUCCUCCGAGCCGUCGAUACGAGACAAAAGGCGGAUAGCUCAAAGAACUGA